UUGUGUAAUCGAUGGUGCGGCAGCUCUAGGCGCGUUGUUGCCGGCUUGUUAUUGCGAUUUCUUGCGAAUUUUCAAAUAUAAGUAAAGAUAUUAAUGAAAGCGUUGCCUUGCAAUGUCCCACCUGUCAACGAUCAAUGCCUGCAAGCUGCUGUUGUUCCGCCGAUGUCUGCAGGCCGUGCUGUUGACCGUGGGCAUCCAGUUCGUGCUGCUGACCAUUUUCCUGCUGUUCGUUAACUUUCAAUUGCUGCGUCCGCUGCAUUGGAUCACGAGCACGCUGAGUCUGGUGUGCAGCUUCUACACCUGGUUCGCCAGCAUACCACUCAUCGGCGCUGUUGUCCUGUACGGCGUGAUCCUGUGCCAGCAGCACCUGGCCGAGCGAUCGUACUGUGCCAGCCGAUUCCGCUGGCUGGUGCACUAUGGACCACGCAAGCUGCUCUUCCUGGGCGCACAUCUGCUCGUGGGCUGCCUCACAGCAUGGCUGUACACGGGCUACAUGCACACGGACUAUCGACAUUUGUGGUACAGGUGCUAUGGCCAGGAGUGCAUCAGCGCCUACCACGUGUACCUGCUGGGCAUGGGCAUCUUCGCGGGCUGCUAUUACUUCGUCUCGGUGCACAUGCGGCAGGAGGUCGAAAUCGAGUUUCCCAUCGUGAAUUAUUGUUGGGGCGAGAAGUUGCGCGAGCUGCUCUACAGCUCGAUGGCCCGAUCUCUGUUCAAGUCGCUCGUGCCCACGCUGGCGUACACGCUGCUCUUCUGGCUGUUCGGUCGUGUGGUGUGCCACAGGCUGAGCCACCUACUGGCCGUGGACUUGGAUGAGCGCCUCGAAGGCUUCUUUGGCGUGGCCACCAACGGGCGACUGCUCUUCUACGGCUGGCUGCUCACUGCCCAAAUACUGAGCAACAUGCACCUCAUGCGCUGCUUCUACAGCAUGUUCCUGUCCGAGGAGUUUCCUCUGGCCGUGACCAAGAAUCGCGCGCCAUUCGUACAGGAGAAAGAGGUGACUGUGGUCGCUGCCCUCGGAUUGACCAACGAUUACGUUGUCCAGUGCCUGGCUGCCAAAUAUCUGCACAAUCUGGUCACCACGGGAGACGUGGAGAAGCGUGCGGAACUGUUCCAGCUCACCGAACCGGGCAAUCGUCCGGCCAACUGGCGUGCACUGUGCGACCAAUGCCUCACCCUGCUGGGCAGCUUCACCGACGAACUGAUCGACUCCAUGCAGAAGAUAAGUGUGCUCAAGGGUUCGCCCAGCAGUCCACCGUUGGCGCCAAUCAGCGACAGCGUCAGUGCCAGUCUAAUGGCGGAGCGGGUGCUCACACGGCAGUACAAUCAGAUGCAUGGCAUUCGUCCGAUGGUUUCGCCUGGACGCAAUGCUCUCAUCGAUCGACCUGUGGACAGCAUACGGCGAGUGCCCAAUUGGUGUGAACGCGCCUCCAUGCAAAUGGAACAGUCGAUCCAGCUGCUGAUCAAUCGUGUGCCCGGCAUUGUCUAUCUCUUCACCGAGCCCGAGGGCGCCAAGACGACGUUCCUGCUGACCCAUUCGCUGACUUUGGUGUACGUUGUCCAAGCCCUGUCUCAGAUAUGCGUGCUCUCGCUUAAGGAGGAUGAAUUUGGUGUGGUGCAGAACGACCUGCCGGACAUUAUAAAGGCGAUUAGUCGCCUCAAGGGCGAGCUGGACAAGCUGAGCAGCGUGGCGAGCAAUCUGCGUGGUCCGGGCUCCAGCUUCAGCGUCCUACGCGGUGCUGUGCGUCGCAGUCUCUUUCACAUUUGCAUCUCCUUCGGCGACUACAUCGGCGAUCUGAUACCCUCCCGCGAGGAGUUGCAUCAGCUUCAGACACUGCUCAAUCAGGAGUAGACAUCACCACCACUCAUCCACACUCACAUUUGGUCAACUGUUUUGCAUCUCUCUUCAGUUUUGUUUUGGUAACAAUAAAAAUUAAUAAAUACAACUA
Molecule: messenger RNA, 1949 nt
Organism: Drosophila guanche
Lineage: Eukaryota; Metazoa; Arthropoda; Insecta; Diptera; Drosophilidae
Gene: Ndc1
Product: nucleoporin Ndc1
Exons: 2
Coding region: 113-1852 (579 amino acids)
Biological process (GO): nuclear pore organization
Cellular component (GO): nuclear pore transmembrane ring
Molecular function (GO): protein-macromolecule adaptor activity
Source: RefSeq, a predicted model, not a curated record